AUGGAAAACAAAGCAAGAGCUACUCUCUCCAUCGUCCUAGUAGUACUCUUGUGUGCUGCGGUUUCGUUCACUCCAGGAGUAGCUCAUGAGCAACCACCGCGAUCACUGUUUCCCCCGAAUUCUCCUAUCGACCCAGAGAAAUGUUGGUCAUCUCUCUUUAACGUCCAUGGAUGCGUAUUCGAGCUCUACAAAUCAGUUUUUACAGGAAAAUUUGGAAAUGUUGGCGUCGCGUGUUGCAAGGCAUACUCGACCAUCGAUGCUAACUGUUGGCCUCAUAUGUUCCCGUUGAAUCCGUUUUUUCCACAUCUUCUUAAGAAAAACUGCGCACACAUCGUUCCUAAUUUGCCCGCACACAAGUGA
Molecule: messenger RNA, 360 nt
Organism: Arabis nemorensis
Lineage: Eukaryota; Viridiplantae; Streptophyta; Magnoliopsida; Brassicales; Brassicaceae
Source: the annotation of a GenBank genome assembly